Molecule: messenger RNA, 557 nt
Organism: Amoebophrya sp. A25
Lineage: Eukaryota; Dinophyceae; Syndiniales; Amoebophryaceae
Source: the annotation of a GenBank genome assembly
AAGAAGUAUGAUAAUAGUACCUUUGGCGGGAGUAGUCGCGAGAACACAUCUAGUAGCUACAACUAUCAACCUCCCUCGGGAGUUGUUGUGUCCCAGAAAACUGGGUUGUUCUCCAAGAAUGCAUCCUCAAGCACAAGUGGUUGUAGCAGGUUCGCUGACGAUCACGUAUGGGAUGCAGCCCGUAGCAGUGGUGGAGUCCCACCUCAAGGGUCGUGGGGGCAGAAGGAUCGCUUUGAAAAUGCCUCUGGGGGGUAUAUCAAGCCUAGGGAUGUUGAUCUAAGGACCAGGGAAGGGGUCAGCUCCAAAGUACAUCGAGACACCAACUACGAGGAUGAAAAGUUGAGUGAUUCUUUGUACGGGUGUAGAGUGAGAUCAACACCCAGGAGAGAAGCCGAAAAAGAUCACAUCCAAGGAAGUAAUAAGAACAGUACUACUAGGGAGGGUAUUAGAAGUGUUGGAACAAUAUCCAAAGCGGGUGCUGUAACUCCUCGUGGUGAUGGGUGCCCCAUCAUUAAACGCCGAAGUGUAGAAGCAGCACCUCAGAGUGUAAGUAGCGC